AUAUUUAAUUAAAUUACUAAAAUAUGGUUCCGUAAUUUGAGGAUGAAAACAGGGACAAUAAUGUAAUGCUAUAUAUAUAUAUAUAUAUGCAUACGCGCAUCAUCUUCAUCCUAUAAAGCCUAUCUGCUCUUCUCGCGUCUUCUCGAAAAUUCCAUCACCGAUGGCUGCUGAAGUUCUAGGACUUUUUGAUUUCUACUGGUUUCAGCAUCUAAUCUUCAGAAACGAACCAUCUCCACCACCUCCCGCAACAGACCCAGAUCAUGAACCACUCCAAGAAUCAAAGCUCUCUCGUCUUCCCACUCUUCAUGUUAGGUCUCGGAGUGAUCAGUUUUUGAGCUCCAAAGGGAGCUUCACCCCUGAUUCUCUGUCGCCGGACUCAGUCCUACAAGCGCCGAAGCUGCAGACGGUUAUGUCUGGGAAGGAAGUUGGAGAAGAGUUCGAUGAUGCCCCGAAAAAGGAAGAGCGACAGAGACCUGUACUUGAUCAGAGAAAAGUUUAUGGUGGAAGGAAGAGCAAAGGGAGCAGCAAGAGCUUGUCGGACCUCGAGUUUGAGGAACUGAAGGGGUUCAUGGAUCUGGGUUUUGUGUUCUCGGAAGAAGACAAGAAUUCAAAGCUGGUGUCCAUCGUUCCUGGGUUGCAGAGAUUGGGAAAGAAAGGUGGUGAAGACGAUGAAGAAGAGGAUGCAAAGAUUGUUUCAGUUUCUAGGCCUUAUUUAUCAGAAGCAUGGGAUGUGAUGGACAGGAGACGAAAAGAAGUGGAUCCACUAUUGAAUUGGAGAAUCCCAGAUUUUGGUGAUGAAAUGGACAUGAAAGAGCAUCUCAGAUUUUGGGCUCACAUGGUUGCAUCUGCUGUAAGAUAGAAAAGAUGGAUCAUUCCUGUUGAAAUUUUCUUUCUUCCUUUCCAUUCUUUCUCCGGGCUCUUUUUCUUGAGUUUUAAAGGAUGUUUUGAAGGCUUUUUGGAUGCAACUUUGUGGGGGUUCUUUUCUUUAUAGGUUCUAAAUGUAAAUAAAGAUGACAGAAGAGGAUAUCUAUAUACUUCACUUAGAUCUUGAUUUUGGCAUCAAAA
Molecule: messenger RNA, 1065 nt
Organism: Vitis vinifera (wine grape)
Lineage: Eukaryota; Viridiplantae; Streptophyta; Magnoliopsida; Vitales; Vitaceae
Exons: 1
Coding region: 161-859 (232 amino acids)
Source: RefSeq, a predicted model, not a curated record